Protopolystoma xenopodis is the source of this 1005-nucleotide messenger RNA. The record is from the annotation of a GenBank genome assembly. NCBI's taxonomy places the organism in Eukaryota, Metazoa, Platyhelminthes, Monogenea, Polystomatidea, Polystomatidae.
ACUUCUCCGUCGUCCGACGAUACGCUCGAGCCCGGUCAACUGCUUCGUCACGAUUCUCCAAGUGGACCUCAUUCACCACUCGUCUCGACUCCGAACUCCUCCUCUCCUCGCCCAGCCUCCUCUUCGACAGAUCUAGCCUCUAGACUCCUCUGCCCGCUCUACCCUACAGAUGGCCUAGCCUCGACUCUCCUGGCCACUUCGGCCCUCUCAACACCAUUCCUCACCACUUCCAUCAACAGCAGCGUCAGCAGCAACAGCAGUCGUCCUUCUGACAUUUUCCUGCUCCCUCCCUCCUCGGUCCAAUUGGCUCCAGUCUCCUCUGCUUGUCCAGGGACCGGGCAACCGACGACGUCGUCGCCGGCGAUGUUCUCGGUGCCGCAAGAUUGCUUGUGGCCGGCCAAUGAGGCGAAAACCGGUUGGGAGACGACUUCAUCUCAGCCACCGGUCGCCGUCUCCAGCCCUGCUCCGGCCUCUUUCGCCAGUCGUCCUGCCAGUCUUCCCGCCGACUCAGAAUCGGCGCCACUUUCGUUACGGCUCCUCUCUCAGCCUCAAUCAGCCGGCGCUUUGGCACCACACGCCGAUGCUCCGAGGCCAGAGUUCGGCCAACCAACUUCCGGCUCAUCAGCACUGGCCAAAUCAACCGCGUCAACCUGUCUUGGUCGCGAAUCGUCGAAUCCGGCCGUGUCCUGUAGGGCCGUCGGAGUGCCUCUGGCGGUGCCGCCCACACGAGCAACCGCUCCCCCCUGUGACCCAAAAGGAGCUAGUGGCAGUGGAGCCAAGUGGUUAGCGUGUCAAGCUCCCAUCCUGCACUGUCGCGGUUCGACUCCCGCUGAGAGUGUUGAUAAGACCGAUGCGAGCUGGAAACUGCAGUUCACUGGUGCCUGGAUGAGAACAACUUUUGGGAAAGCAAGGCCAUGUGAAAUUGAAUGGAAACGACAGCUCUACUCAUAUAAUUGGCCUUCGCCAGAUCUCAUCAUAAUCACUCGGGCGGAGGACUUCGGAUAA